Molecule: messenger RNA, 1840 nt
Organism: Onychostruthus taczanowskii (white-rumped snowfinch)
Lineage: Eukaryota; Metazoa; Chordata; Aves; Passeriformes; Passeridae
Gene: DDX47
Product: DEAD-box helicase 47
Exons: 12
Coding region: 13-1365 (450 amino acids)
Molecular function (GO): ATP binding; nucleic acid binding; RNA helicase activity
Source: RefSeq, a predicted model, not a curated record
GGACGGGCCAAGAUGGCGGCAGGCGACGAGGAAGGGUCUGCGCCGGAGCCGGAGCAGGAACCGGCGGCGGAGGAGCCGCGGAGCUUCAAGGACUUGGGAGUGACAGAUGUCCUGUGUGAAGCUUGUGACCAGCUGGGAUGGAAGGUGCCAACGAAGAUCCAAGUUGAGGCUAUUCCAGUGGCUCUCCAAGGCAGAGAUGUCAUUGGACUGGCAGAAACUGGCUCUGGAAAAACAGGAGCCUUUGCUUUGCCAAUUCUCCAAGCACUGCUGGAAACACCUCAGCGGUUAUUUGCUCUUGUGCUCACACCAACAAGGGAGCUGGCCUUCCAAAUCUCAGAGCAGUUUGAAGCUCUUGGAUCCUCCAUUGGUGUUCAAAGCACGGUUAUUGUGGGUGGAAUUGACACGAUGUCUCAAUCUCUGGCCUUAGCCAAGAAACCACAUGUUAUAAUUGCAACCCCUGGCCGUCUAGUUGAUCAUCUGGAGAACACAAAGGGCUUCAACUUACGGGCUCUGAAGUUCCUAGUGAUGGAUGAGGCUGACCGGAUUCUUAACAUGGAUUUCGAGACAGAGGUGGACAAGAUAUUAAAAGUGAUUCCUCGAGACAGGAAGACAUUCCUCUUUUCUGCCACCAUGACCAAGAAGGUUCAAAAACUCCAGCGUGCUGCUCUGAAGAAUCCCGUUAAAUGUGCUGUUUCUUCCAAGUAUCAGACAGUUGAAAAACUACAGCAGUACUACAUUUUCAUCCCCUCCAAAUUCAAGGACAGCUACCUGGUUUAUAUCUUGAAUGAACUGGCUGGUAACUCUUUCAUGAUAUUCUGUAGCACAUGUAACAAUACUCAGAGGACUGCUCUACUGCUCCGCAACCUGGGGUUCACUGCCAUUCCCCUCCACGGGCAGAUGAGUCAGAAUAAACGUUUGGGCUCUCUAAACAAGUUCAAGGCAAAGGCACGUUCUAUUCUGCUGGCUACUGAUGUUGCAAGCAGAGGUCUGGACAUCCCACACGUGGAUGUGGUGAUAAACUUUGAUAUUCCUACCCACUCUAAGGAUUACAUUCAUCGUGUUGGGAGAACAGCUCGAGCUGGGAGAUCUGGCAAAUCCAUCACCUUUGUUACACAGUAUGAUGUAGAGCUGUUCCAGCGCAUUGAACACCUGAUUGGCAAGAAGCUGCCAGCAUUCCCCAUGCAAGAGGAAGAAGUUAUGAUGCUGACAGAGCGUGUGGCUGAGGCCCAGAGGAUUGCUCGAAUGGAGCUGCGGGAGCAGGGAGAGAAGAAGCGAUCUCGGAACGAUGAUGAUGACACAGAAGAGGCUAUUGGUGUCAGGAAUAAGGUGGCAGGAGGGAAAAAGAAGAAAAGGAAAGCCUUCUAGUUUGGUAUUUGACCAGACUUUUUUAUUUUUCUCUUUAUGGCUGUCUGAGCUAUCAAAAACAGUCUACCAAGCCAUCUCCAGUGGAUUUUUUUUCAGAACUACAUAUGAAAUUUGACAGUCCCUGAGGAAAAAAAACCUGAUUUUCUUCACCAGCUACAGACUGAGCUUGGCCCUGUUAGUACCAUGGUAUAGCAGUUUUCCUUUCAGGGACACCGUCAGAGACCAUCACCUCUGGCCUGGAAGCAGCUGUGGUCUGGCCCUGCUCAUUCACUACGAAGUGCAGUGUGAGUGCAGCUUUUGCACUGCUGCAGCCUGUCCCACUAUCCAAUCUCACUGAGUGCAUCUGGAAUCAGAUCUGUCAGAAGAAAAAGUUUAAGUGACUGAGUUUUCACAGCACAGCUGUGAUGCCCUUGCCUUGGUGAAGGGAUGUGUUACAUUGAGAACUCAAAAUAUAUUUUGCUUAAUUUUGAAGCUA